This is a messenger RNA of Aspergillus fijiensis CBS 313.89, 957 nucleotides long. Its product is annotated as FPP/GGPP synthase family protein. Gene Ontology annotation, molecular function: prenyltransferase activity. Lineage: Eukaryota; Fungi; Ascomycota; Eurotiomycetes; Eurotiales; Aspergillaceae. The transcript has 2 exons. Gene Ontology annotation, biological process: isoprenoid biosynthetic process. The coding region runs from base 1 to 957 and encodes 318 amino acids. The record is from RefSeq and is a predicted model, not a curated record.
AUGGACGCGAAUACUCAGGCCCUCGAUGCCCCAAAGGAGUACAUCUCAAGCCUGCCUAGCAAGAAUGUACGGGUAAUGCUGCUCGCGGCGCUCAACGUCUGGUUUCACUUGCCCGCGGCGAUGCUCGCAGGUUUGACUGAAGUUGUGAACCAGCUUCACAAUGCCUCUCUAAUCCUCGACGACAUACAAGACCAAUCUCCCCUGCGCCGGGGUCAGGCGGCUACCCACAUGGUCUUCGGCGUGGGACAGUCCACCAACACCGCGACGUUUAUGAUUGUCGAAACAUUCCAGAAGGUCGAUCUGUUGGUUCGUGGACAGGCCCAGGAGAUAAUGCAUACAGGCCUUAAGUCUCUGUUCACCGGCCAGUCUUGGGACCUCGAUUGGAAGGAGCGGAACUAUUGCCCAACUCGCGAGCAGUACCUGGAGAUGGUCGCCGGCAAGACCGGAGCGCUGUUCCAGCUGAUCUCGAGACUGAUGUUUUGCCUCGCCGGCUCGGGAUCCGCGAUCCUCCCUGCCAACCCACACCCGCAGGAGGAGCAGGAAUCGCUGGUGGAGAAAUUCGAUCGCUUCAUGAACGAGCUCGGGUUGUACUUUCAGGUCCGCGACGACUACCGUAAUCUGAAGGAUACCUCCUACACCGCCCAGAAAGGCUUCUGUGAGGACCUUGACGAAGGCAAGUUCAGCUAUCCUGUGGUCAUGUGCUGUGAGAUAAACUACGUGUUCAAGAGACCCUUUUUGGAGCUUUUUGGUCGGCUGAAGUACAGGAAGGGUGGUAUGGAGUUCGAGGAUAAGAUGAAGGUUUUGGCCAUGUUGGAUAAGUCCGGCGCCAUGAAAGCCACGGAAGUCGCCAUCAAAGCGUGGGAAGAAAAGUUGAUGGAGAUGGUCACAGAUCUUGAAAAAGCGUUUGGCUCUACUAACUCUUCCUUGAGGGAGAUCCUGAUGAAGUUGGCCGCUUAG